Molecule: messenger RNA, 1661 nt
Organism: Triplophysa rosa
Lineage: Eukaryota; Metazoa; Chordata; Actinopteri; Cypriniformes; Nemacheilidae
Product: monocarboxylate transporter 7
Exons: 6
Coding region: 121-1659 (512 amino acids)
Biological process (GO): monocarboxylic acid transport; transmembrane transport
Molecular function (GO): monocarboxylic acid transmembrane transporter activity
Source: RefSeq, a predicted model, not a curated record
CACCAAAGAGGCACUCAGUAUUUGUGAAAGUGGACCCAGCAGCACAUGGACCCUUGGCAGCAGGGGAACAGAGCAACAACAGUUCUCUUAGACUGACCGGAACAGGUUACUGUUUUCAAUAUGGCACGGCGGAUGUUCAGACUGAAAGGUUGCCUUGGCCCUAAAGUAUAUACAGAGGUCCCAGAUGGAGGCUGGGGAUGGAUUGUGGCUGUGGCCUUUUUUCUAGUGGAGGUGUUCACCUAUGGGGUCAUCAAAAGUUUUGGAAUUUUUCUCAAGGAUCUUAUGACUGACUUUGAGGAGAGCAACAGCCGAGUAUCCUGGAUCAUUUCAAUAUGUGUCUUUGUUAUGACUUUUACAGCACCUUUAUCAUCAGUGCUGAGUAAUCGAUUCGGCUUCCAGCCGGUUGUGAUAUUCGGAGGGUUUCUCAUCUCCCUGGGCACAAUCUUCACUGCAUUCACCAGCUCCAUCAAUCAGAUGUACCUCACUAUUGGAAUAGUUGCAGGACUGGGUUACUGUUUGACAUUUCUGCCAACUGUCACAAUCUUGUCCCAGUACUUCAGCAAACGUCGCUCUGUGGUCACCGCCAUGGCCUCCACUGGAGAAUCAUUCGCUAUAUUUGCUUUUGCUCCAGCAUUCACAGCUCUUAAGUAUCACAUUGGCUGGAGAUACACCUUGGUGGUGAUCGGAACAUUGCAGGGUAUCAUCAUUAUCUGUGGAGCAUUGCUUCGACCCAUAGUCAUCAAACCAAAGACUUCUCAAACUGGAAUUGAGCAGAUCACAAACUCUCCUCCCAUAGACCAGCUGAGAAACUCAGUUAACUCUGGAAAUUUAGAUGUCCUGUCUCCUGACAAGCUGGAACAUGGCCUCGAAUCUGUUGGGGAGCAGCAGGGUGAGGUGGAGCCACUUCAGGUUCCUCCAAAACAAAAGGACAUUAGUAUGCAAGCUAAAAAUAAGCUCCUGGACUUGACUGUCCUGAAGGAAGGCAGUUUUUUGUGUUAUUCAGCGUUUGGCCUCUUUGCAACAUUGGGAUUCUUUGCUCCACAGCUGUAUGUGGUGGAGCUCAGUGCCAGUAUGGGUACGGAGAGAGACAAGGCUGCCUAUAUGCUGUCAACAAUGGCUAUCGCUGAAAUCUUUGGACGGCUCUCUAUUGGAUGGGUACUGAGCUUGGGGCGCGUCAGGAAGAUCUUUGUACUGCUUGGAUGCGUAUCACUGAUGUGUCUGGCGCUGGUGUUGUUCACUGUGGUACAUGGAUUCUGGGGACUGGUUGUGUGUUGCGUGCUUUACGGCUUCUUACUCGGCAACAUUGCUUCCACACACAUUCCCAUGUUGGCUGAGGAUGAUGUCAUAGGGAUCGAGAGGAUGCCCUUGGCUGUAGGCGUCUACGUGUGCAUUCAGAGCUUUGCGGGACUUGCCGGUCCACCUUUAGGAGGUGUCCUUGUGGAUAUUACACAAAAUUACAGCUCUGCAUUCUUCUCCUGCGCUGGGGGAAUGGGACUAGGUGCCGUCUUUCUUGCGCUUGUACGCCCAGCAAAGACAGGUCGUCUAUGCAUGAGGAGGGACAAUGGCAGAAACACCCCGGUAGUGCAACAAGAGUCCAAAGACAUGCCAGGGGAUUUUCAAGAGGUGGAAAUUCACAAAAACACAGGAAUCAAGUCUUAAAU